UAUGCUUGUAACUUCACAUUGACAAUAGUCCAAGAGUUCGCGGUACGAUUGCUAGUGGCCGUUUACGACAUAGCAAUUAAUCCGUGUGAGAAAUCAUGGGGGCUAGUCAGUCGGGUCAAACGCGAACUGUAACCAUGGAAAAUCCGACGCCCGCGGGUGUAAUUGACAUCUCAGAUGCCGUAGUCCAUCGCCUUCGUAACAACUUAGCGAAAGGCGAAACUGCCACUAAGGAAAAACCAAGCCCGUCCACUGACGGUGCCGGCAACGCAAAACAACCGAAACCGGUGCCACCACCAUCACCUGGUGUUGGGAUUCCCAGCUCGUACCCGAGUCCCGGGAGAUAUUCGCAGGCAGCCUUUGUCCAAGAGCACGGUGGCGAACCAACAAUCACAGCCAUUGAAGUCCGUCGACAGAAGGAUGCUGAACUGGCGCAAAAUGAUUUAUACUGGCGCCGGCGGAUGGCACAACAUGAACAGACACUAAACAAAACUAACGCAAUUAUGGAGAAGGAAUACUCUGCUGCAAUUGAAGAUGUGCGUGCUCGAUUCCAAAAUGCUCCGCCAACACACCAGCUUCCACCGUGUCAGGACCUUAAAUCCCAACUGAUUGAGUGCUAUCGCGCCCAUCCUAGCGAGAGUUUAAAGUGUGCUGAAAAAGUCACUGCUUUCACCAAUUGCGUUAGUCAAAAUCGAAUUAGGAAAUUAGAUGGCGAGGAGAAAGGGCCACAGCGCGGCCAAUAAGAAGAAUAAAUAGAUAAGUGAUCCUAGACAAGACAAGAGUUGUGGGAAAAACAAGGAGAUGUCGCGCAUUGAUUUCGGGUCCUAUCACUAGUGUUGUCAUAAUCUGUGAGGCAGGAGAAGAGUAAUAAAUGAAAGUUGCAAAAUCCAUUUGAAA
Molecule: messenger RNA, 894 nt
Organism: Hermetia illucens (black soldier fly)
Lineage: Eukaryota; Metazoa; Arthropoda; Insecta; Diptera; Stratiomyidae
Gene: Chchd3
Exons: 3
Coding region: 96-740 (214 amino acids)
Biological process (GO): inner mitochondrial membrane organization
Cellular component (GO): MICOS complex
Source: RefSeq, a predicted model, not a curated record